AUGGAAGCCGUCGAGGUGGAUGCAGGGGAGAUCUUCUUGUUGCCGACGCGCGCAGUUGACGGCGACGUGGACGACGACGCCAGCCUCAGCGAGUUUUCAGAAGUGCGUCGGACGACGUGAAGUCUGUGUUUUACGCAUAAGAAUUUCUAGAAGGAGUUCGGUGUUUACUUAUCGGAAAACGAGGCGAAGGAGGUGGAAAGAUUCUGCGAAGAGGCGGACGUCGACGUCGAUGGACGCGAAUUUCCGCACGAUGCCAUUUUCGACUCUUUCCAUGAGGUCAACUGUUCAUAGAAUGUCUUGAAAACUCGAAAAGUAUGGGAAAUCGAUGAAUGAUUCCCAUUCGCCCAAUGAAAAAGAAUGAUUCGCCCAAUGAAUUGAACUUCGUAAAAUAAUAUCACGAAAUUUUCUUUACAAGGGAGGUCUUUUUACUUUGCGGUUUCGAACAUCCUGAAAAUUAGUCAGAAGACUCCUCGAUGUACCAGAUGAAGAUCCUGGACGCCUCAACCUGCACGAAAUUCUAGUUUUUCGAAAGAGGAAACCUCAAAAUCAAAACCCUAAAAUUCGUUGAAAUAGGUUAUCGUGGGACUUUGAGCCCUCAUUUAUCUAGAACUAAAAAGUUGUGCGGGUUGAGAUUUUCAGGAUCUAUUUAAAAUACAACAAGAAGAGAUCUGGUAAGUUUUCAGGAAGUUCCUGUUCACAAAGUGAAAUGGGUUUCCUUGUUAGAAGGUUUUAAAGAAGUUUCCAACUUUGAAGAAAUUAAAUAUUAUGGGAUACAAAUGCUGAAGGAGAAUAGCAAAUUCCUCGAAUCAGUUGGAAAUUAUUAGGCUGCGGAAUUCGCGCCUUGUGCUUUGGCUGGAGAGCCAGUCGAAGUGGAGUGCGUGGCGCUGUGGGACCACUUCGGCGGCAACACUUUCGCCGACGCCAACGUCCUUGCCGGCGAGACGGUUCUGGUGGUGGCUGAAGAAUACCAGUGAGUUCUGGAGAGUGGAAUCUGUCUAUCGGGUCGCAGGGUUCGCUGCUUGGACAGCUACAAAUUCGCGCGACUUCCAGUUCAAUGGUCGCUGGCUAGACGAGUUUCCGGCAGGCCUAUCGACGUCCACAUGGGACUCAUUCCGUCGCAUUUCCUUGUCUCAAAACAGUUUUAUCAUGGUGAGAUUCAUCGAAAUUCGCGACAAGUACGAAACUUCUGUUGAAAAUUAUUUUUUUGAAAUGUUAAAAAAAAGGAAUUUGCAAAAAAAUGGUCUUUCUGAAAAAGUCUUCAAUUUUUCAUACUCCUAUUGAAAAUAUAUAUUGAAGGUCAUGAGAUCAAUAUUUCGAAACAAACUGACAAGUUAUAAUAUGACUCUCCGCUUUCUACACAUAGUCUUUUUCAUCCAGACCAUCCUCUGCUCUUUCAAAACCCCUCAUGGUUCCGAGGAAGCUGCGACCUUCAAGAAGUCUGCAAAGAGUUUUUCAAAGAACAGUCCCUGCUACGCCCUGGUAACUAUUUUAUCUAUUUCUAGUAUGAAUUGCUCUUAUUCAGGCAUGUUCGUGAUAUUCUCUCCGCCGUGGCUCAAUCCAGACCCCUCAGAACAUCGUCCUUACUUUCUCAUGAUGGUGACCAGGAACAUGGAAGAGGCUGACGAUUCAGAGCUCACAGGUCAUUAUCACAAAUCUCAAGAAUUCAAUUAACAUCCAGACUUCGAGCAAAUGGGAGAGGAUAUUCAGGAAAGACUUCGAAGAGCUCCUGAAGGGCUACAGGUGUGAAAGAAAACUUUCUCCAGCGCAGAAAUAUUUCUAUUAGAUGUCACCUGAAGAAGCGCGAGACGAGGAAGUUGAAGAGCAAGCCAAAGCUGUUGCAAAGAAGCUCUUGCCGAUGUUCCUCACAAUCCAAAGGUCCAGCUUCGGACAUUUUGAACUAUUCGGAGACCGCUACUGGACCCUUUUCGACCUGGUUUUCCAUCUGGCCAACCAUCAGUCGGCCCUUCCUCAUCGGCUCAUUUACCAGCGCGUUUCAAUAAGUUCGGUAAGUACAAUUUUUUUUCCUCCUAUGUUUAUUAGGUAUGAAGUUCUUUGGAACUAAUAUAGAAAGUACCUUCUAAUACAAGUUGACGAAACAUAGACAUUUGGCCUCGGAAUGAUGUUUCAGGUGAGGAGAGAAUCGGUUCCGAAGCCCGUACUCCACGUGGAACGAGACUUUGCUGCUCAACCAAUGGCUUCCGAACAAUGGGCCGCUAAUUAUUACGAACAGGUUCUUAAUUCAACUUUUGAAUCUAUUUCUAAUCUCCGAUCUUCUCUACCUCUAUGAAAUAGGUGACAAGUCGAUUUCUUCAAUCGGAAAAGUUCAAAUGUGUUACUCGAAUGGCCCUGGAUCCAACGAAAAAGGAGCACAAGAGAGUUGUCUACACACCAGGUUUCUCACACCGACCUUUUUUGUCAAUCCAAAAAACGUUUCAGAAGUCCCAGCCACUAUCUUCAAAGAGGCUUCCUGCUUCUAUGAUACUUUCAAAAAACCAAAAGAUCGUAAGCCAAGCGAGGACGGAUCGGUGAGUUUAGUGAGGAAGAAGAAGCAUACAAUUUUUGUGUUAAGUCGGAAACCCAGACGAAGUCUUGGUCGGGCUUCCCUAAACAACAUACUGUAAUCUAUUCUGAAAGUCCUUUCUACUUGGAACCAAGGAACGUGGUGAGACUUCUCCCCCUAGUACCUCCCUCAUGUGGUUCUUAAAGACAGGAACUUCGUCUACCCUCGGAUCUGGCGCUUUUGGAACUGUGGUCAUCGGAAACCUGAAGGUUUCAGCUCGAACUUCCCAUGAAUAGAUCUUUUCAGACAGCCCAUUCCACUUUUGAAGUAGCCAUCAAAAAGAUCAGCAUGCAAAUACCUGAAAAACAGCAACGUGAACUCUGGUACAACGAAGUUGCUAUUCUGCAAGUGAGUGAAACUUUUGAUAAUUGUUGAAAAUGCAUCUUUCCGACCGUUUCCCAUCCUAACGUGGUGACAUUCUACGGCUUCACCCUUUUAAGGCAAAACCAAUCGGUUUUAAUGGUUUUCGAAUUGAUGGAUGACUCCUUGGAUAAGUUUGUUGAGGUAACAGAAUGUCAAAUCUGGAGCUCAUACGUGUUUUAGAAAUGCGGCGCGAAAAUUUCGGAGAACGAGCAGGUGGAUCUGAUGCAGCAAAUCUGUCGCGGGAUGGACUAUCUCCACUCGAUGAGCCCUCCGAUAGUUCAUGCCGAUCUGGCCGCCAGAAACGUGCUCUUGAGGGAGCAUCACUUUGAACCUCAAAAGUUUGAAGAAACCUCUUUAUUUUUGCUAUUGGAGCCUCAAAUUAAUACUAAUCUUCCGUUUUCAUAACUCUGCGAUUUUUAAAAAAUGCAUAGGGAAGCUAGAAAUUCUUAGAUGAGAGCUGUAUGUGAUUUUUUUCUAAAUUCAACUGAAGUGUGACAUGACAGGCUCGUUGCCAAAAUCACGGACUACGGACUUUCGAAACCAGCGAGAGACGAGACAUUCGCCACCUACGACGACCCCAACAAGAUCCCUUUCAAGUGGUUGCCGCCGGAAGUUCUCACUCAGCGCGAGCUUUCUCCAAAGACCGACGUCUGGUCGUUCGGUAUGGUCUGCUUCGAGUUCUACGGCAUCGGCGAGCCCUACGGAGUCCUUCCUGCGGCCAAAGUCUACAACUUCCUUAACGGUAUUCCGUUCUUCUGAUACAAUCGCCCGAUUCACUCCUCAGAUGGGUAUCGCUUUGAAAAACAAAACAAUAUGCCUUCUUAUAUUUACGAAAUAACGCUCGAAUGCUGGAGAAAGCAGCCUGUCGACCGUCCAACGUUUGCGUAUGUUAAUUCAAUAUGAUAAUAUUCUCUUCCCUUUUACUUUUUCAGAGAAAUAGAGAGAAGACUCCGAAAAUUUUACAUAGAAAAUGAAAAAGAAGAUAUUCUAAUGCAAGAUGUAAGGAAAAGUGUUCUGAAUGAAAGAAAAAAUAUGAAAAUAAGAGAAGAAAUGGAAAAGCAAAUAAGAGGUUUGUGA
Molecule: messenger RNA, 4000 nt
Organism: Caenorhabditis auriculariae
Lineage: Eukaryota; Metazoa; Nematoda; Chromadorea; Rhabditida; Rhabditidae
Source: the annotation of a GenBank genome assembly